Ordospora colligata OC4 is the source of this 939-nucleotide messenger RNA. Its product is annotated as putative GTPase. The transcript has a single exon. Bases 1 to 939 code for a protein of 312 amino acids. NCBI's taxonomy places the organism in Eukaryota, Fungi, Microsporidia, Ordosporidae. The record is from RefSeq and is a predicted model, not a curated record.
AUGGGAGUGAAGAAGAAGCAAAGCAGGAGACUGACAACCAGGAAAAGGAAGAGUAUUCUGAAGAAACUGAAAGUUGACCAGAUCAAGAAAAUACGAUCGAACAAGAAGAUGAUGGCGAAGGUUGAGAGAAUUCCAGCAUCAGUACUUAAGACUGAUGAAGAGAUAAUGCAGCUUGAGGAGAUAAAACGGUUGUCCAAGAUAAGAAAGACUGAGUAUGAAGAAAAGAUGCGGAACACAGUGAAAGUGGUGGAAUAUGUUGAACAGAUUGAGAAGAUGAUAAGCAAAUGUGAGACGGUUGUUGAAGUAAUUGAUGCCAGAGAUGUGGAGUCGAGCAGAAGAAUGGAUGUUGAGCAGAUGGUUAUUGAAAGAGGAAUAAAGCUGGUGAUUAUGCUGAACUUUGUUGAAUAUGUUCCGAAGGAUGUUGUUGAGAGUUUGAAGAAUGAUUUAUGCAAGAAGGUGGGUGAAGCAAUGAUACGAACGCCUGAAGAGAAUGAUUGGGUUGAGGAGGGAAUGAAAAUUGGAGUUUUUGGGAACAGUAAAUGUGGGAAGAAUUUUGUUAUUGAAAAGAUAUCGAUAAAUAGUGGAAUUAUUAUGAAUGUGGCGAUGACAGUGAGUGUUCCACCGAAGGAGGUAUGUGCGCUGAGUAUUAUUCGUGGAUGCCACAGCCUAAGUGAUGUCCCGUUUAGAAAGUAUAUAAAUAUGAUUACCGAGAUGAUUGAUAGGAAUGAGGUCGCUCGUCAUUAUAAGAUUUGUGGAUUUGAAUCUGGAGACGAGAUGUUAGAGUGCAUCUGUAUGGAGUAUGGAAUUGAUAGAGAUGACGAAAAUGUCAAGUUCCUUGAGGCAGGGAAUAGGUUUUUAGAGGAGUUCCAUAGAAACAAGAUUUUGUUUUGGAAAGGUAUUGAUGGAAAAGUGUGCUUUGAGUUUGUGAGCACAGGAUAA